UUUGUUUCCUGUUUCGGGGUAAAACUCCAUGCAGCGGAGAGUUGGUACCAAUUCGUCUCUUCGGCAUGCAAAGGAUCAUGCGUGUCGGCGUAAGCGUUGUCUUCGAAGCGUAGGGCAGACGUUUUCUUGGAAUGGUGUUCAUUUUCUCAUGAACUCGAAGUUCAUUGAACGGUUUUGUCGCAUCCACUUCGUAUCCCGGAGACUCUGUGGCUAGUUCCAUUUGUCAGCGUUUCGCCGUCGGAGCAUGUGCACGGUUUCGUUCGUACCCAAGCGUUCGCUGCCAGCUUUGGACGUCCCGUUUCGUUGAAAACUGUUCACUGGGUGUUUCUGCUAACGGAGUCGGCCGCAGAGGAUCCCUCCUCCCGGUGUUUGUGUCUGUGGUGAAUCCUGCCCGGUUUCGUCCUGCCCAGAUUCUCUGUGUGGCUGCACAAAAUGUUCGACACCCUCAAAGAGGCAGCCCGGUGGCCGUCGCGGGCUUUGCUGUCCUUUCCUCGAGUCUUUCUGGCUUUUCUCGCUGGCUCAUCUGCCCCGACUGUGCUCGCUUGUGCCCUGUCUCUGCUCUUUGUCGUUUUCGUCACCCAUGGCACAUGCGGCUCUGCCGAGAGCCUCGCGCCGCACCUCGCGCCGCCGCCGCCGAAGCUCUGUUACCCUCCGAGUGUCUCGCUUUACUGGAUUGCGGUUUCCACUUGUCUCUGGUUUGUCGUGGCGACUCUACCAGUUCACAGAAUUCCGCUUUGCUUUGUUCCCGCGCUCGCUCGUGACCGGGUGCUCCGGCAGGUGGCUGACGCUCGACGAACCCUCGCAGCGGCGGACGGGGAAGCCGACAAAAAGCAAAGAGAAGAAGCCAAGGAGUUCCUUCUGGCCGUCAGAAACAGAAGUGUGGGUUUCUUAAACGCAGUCGUUGUUUCCCUUCUCUCGUUCGCUUGCGUGACGCUCGACAGGAAACUCAUCGAUGACAAGUUCUUUGGAUGCUCGCCGCUCUUCGCUGUCACUGGCUUCACUCUCGUGGGCUACUUCGUCUGGGAUUUCGUUGUCAUUGUCUGGAACUGGAGUCCGGGCGCGCCCCAGUGGCUCCUGCACUGCGUCGUGUGUAUCUUUACAGUGGCGAAUCCGUUUAUUGUUCUCCCGGGAGAGCCGCCGAUGUCUUUCUACGCUGCCAGUCUGAUUCUCUUCGAGCUCAGCACUCCGUUCCUCGCGCUCCGCUACUUCAUGCUGCGAGCGUACGUCUUCCAUCCGAAGAGUCCCGAAGAACUCUGUGAGCAAAAGGAUGGGCGAGACGGCGCCCCGAAGCUCCCGCUCGCGUACACAUUUGUUUCUGUCGCAUUCGCGGUAGUCUUUUUCUCUGUGCGCAUCGUCUGGGGUCUCGGCUGGCUCAUCCCUUCCCUCGCGGUGGCCGUCUGGACUGGCGAGGGCGCCUUCUUCAGGCCCUGGCGCCGGUACCUCUUCUACGUCAGCAUACCUCUCUUCGCUGCCCUCAACCUCUACUGGAUGUACAUGAUUGUCGCCUCUGUUCUCUUCUCGAAGCGCAAAAAGAAGGACUAACGCAGAAAAGUGACGAGAAUGCAAAGUGCGGAGAGCCCCCUUCUCUGUCUGGACGGCGAAUGCGGAAAGUGUAAAGGGGGGCACAAGAUUUUGAAGAUUUUGACGUCUCAUCUGUAUUCCGAAACGCGAGAGUCGCCACAGGAUUGUUUUACUAACGCUGGUCGCUUUUCCAAGCGGCUAGUAGUGUGCAGGAGCGCCCAAGUGUUCUAGCAGAGCACCUCUGUACUGUAAAGACAUUGUCAAUGCAAAGCAUGCAGGAACGGUCUCGAGCUUUUAAUGUCAGAGUUACAUUGUGAAUCCGCGCGCGUGCGAAAAAGCGCUUUAGGAGUCUAGACUGAGAGGUGGCGUUUCAGAGAAGUUGCUACGAAGGCAGAACAGCGGAAGGCUAAAUGUUGUAAUA
Messenger RNA from Toxoplasma gondii ME49, 1942 nucleotides. RefSeq lists its product as hypothetical. Bases 433 to 1542 code for a protein of 369 amino acids. Gene Ontology annotation, biological process: lipid homeostasis. Gene Ontology annotation, cellular component: endoplasmic reticulum; membrane. The transcript has 2 exons. Lineage: Eukaryota; Apicomplexa; Conoidasida; Eucoccidiorida; Sarcocystidae. The record is from RefSeq and is a predicted model, not a curated record.